UAACGCUCAGUGAGGGACCCUAUCAUGUGGCACAAUUCAAAGAUAGCAGUCGCGAGUUUGAUCUGGGCAAAGAGAGUGAACUGAAGCAGUUGAGAAACGAAAUUGAAGUGAGAAUGCGCAAUUCGGUGGCUGAUGGCAAGACCGUUUCAAAUGAGGUGAUUGCACUCACUGUGAAAGGUCCAUCCCUGCCGCGUAUGGUACUGAUUGAUCUGCCCGGUAUUAUCUCCACAGUAACGGUUGAUAUGGCCAAGGAUACCAAGGAUGAUAUUGUGAAAAUCUGUAAGACCUAUAUGGAGAAUCCGAACGCGAUAAUUUUAUGCAUACAAGGUGAAUGUUUAGUGAGUUGA
Anisakis simplex (herring worm) is the source of this 347-nucleotide messenger RNA. The record is from the annotation of a GenBank genome assembly. NCBI's taxonomy places the organism in Eukaryota, Metazoa, Nematoda, Chromadorea, Rhabditida, Anisakidae.